Molecule: messenger RNA, 672 nt
Organism: Arachis duranensis
Lineage: Eukaryota; Viridiplantae; Streptophyta; Magnoliopsida; Fabales; Fabaceae
Exons: 1
Coding region: 1-672 (223 amino acids)
Biological process (GO): DNA integration
Molecular function (GO): nucleic acid binding
Source: RefSeq, a predicted model, not a curated record
AUGGGGCGGUUUCCAAAUUCCAAUAGGUUUGUGUACAUAUUAUUAGCUGUGGAUUACGUCUGCAAAUGGGUGAAAGCAAUUCCUACCCGAUGUGACAAUGCUAAUACUGUUGCUUCAUUUUUGAAAAAUAACAUCAUUUGUAGAUUUGGGUCACCGCGAGCAAUCGUGAGCGACCAAGGAACCCAUUUUUGCAACAGGAAAAUCAAAGCAUUGAUGAAGAAGUAUGGGGUCGUUCAUAAGGUUUCCAUAGCCUAUCACUCCCAAACCAACGGGCAAGCGGAAGUAUCUAACAUGGAGAUAAAGAGAAUUCUAGAGAAAGUGGUUAUCCCACAAAGGAAGGAUUGGAGUUCUAGAUUGGGAGAUGCAUUAUGGGCUUAUAGGACCUCUUACAAGAGGCCUAUCGGAAUGAGCCCAUUUUGCAUUAUUUUUGGGAAACCUUGCCAUCUUCCGGUUGAGAUCCAACAUAGAGCCUAUUGGACAGUGAAGAAUUGCAAUCUAGAUUUAAAGGGGGAGGGAAUGGAACGUAAGCUCCAACUGGAUGAAUUAGAAUGCCUUAGAUUGGAAGCAUAUGAGAAUGCUCAAUUCUACAAGGAAAAAGCUAAGGCAUUCCAUGACCAAAAUAUUAGGAGGAAGAACUUCAAGAUAGGUGAUGAAGUACCUGUGUACAAUUAA